Messenger RNA from Cladophialophora psammophila CBS 110553, 300 nucleotides. RefSeq lists its product as uncharacterized. Lineage: Eukaryota; Fungi; Ascomycota; Eurotiomycetes; Chaetothyriales; Herpotrichiellaceae. The coding region runs from base 1 to 300 and encodes 99 amino acids. The record is from RefSeq and is a predicted model, not a curated record. The transcript has a single exon.
AUGACAUUCAUCACUGUUUUCGCCGGCCCCAUCGGCCUGACCAAUGUGGGCUGGAAAUUCUGGCCGUGGGUGCUCAGCGGCAACAUCAUGGCCGUGGCAUUUGUCUUCUUUCUGUGUCCCGAGACGGGCGGCAAGACGCUUGAGCAGGUCGACUUCUUAUUCUCCAAGAGCGAGUUCGUUGCGGGCAUGAAGAAGGCCGAAGCCGCGCACGACCUGGAUGAAGAGGAGGGAAAUGGGAAUGAGCGCUGGAUCGAGCUGCAGGGUAAAGCUGCAGAGCAGCGCGUCGAGGUCAAGGGUUAG